CUAGUUCCUUCCAAAGAGACUCUCUAAUCCAACCACCCGAACAUCCCCUCUUCUCUCGCGUGUAUAUAUAUAAUUCCCGUUUUCCGCCGUGAGUCGCUGACCACCAACUAUAUCUUCUACAUCUCUCCGUCAACCCGAGUUUUGUUCGAAAACCUGAAGAAUUUUUUGAAGAAUAAUAAAAGAGCAGGAGCUUCUUCUCUUCCUCCCUCGCGCUUUUCUUUCAUUCUGGAGUAAAUUUUGCACAGCUUCGACAGGAGAGAUUUUGAAAACGGAUUCAAGCGAGCUUCCUGUGAGAAGCUGUUGCUUUCAUCACUCUGGCCGACACUCGAGUGAUAUCUUCUCGCACCUUAAGGGAGGUGUGGGUUUUUCUGGGAGGAUUCAUCCUUGCUCCCCUCGUCGCUUCUCCUCUCCUUUUCAGUUUGUCUCGUUCUCUGGUUUGGCGCCUCCCCGUUGAUUAUGGCUAAUCUUCUUUGAAUCUAUUCUUUCCCAAUGUGAUCACUGCUUCUCUUUUGUUCUUAGCCUGUAAGAAUUUCGGUUUUCAGCUAUUUGGGAUGUGAGUAUCAAUAGGUGAGGGGGAAAGGACAUAAAAAAUAUAUAUAUAUCUGUUUGUGUUGUUGUCUCUGUGGAGAAAUUCUUUUUCUCGAAGUAAGCCCGCCCAUUCAUCAUCUAAACUGAUGGCCAUGUUCAACUGCUUCUGUGUGUUGGGCGGUGGAAGGAAGAAGAAGUACAAGGUUUAUGAAGAAACUCCAGACCUUGUCCAUUACGACAAGGGGCAUGGAACUGUAGAGGUAAAGCUGGAACAUCCUGUAAAAAAUCCCCAUGCCAAGGAACUAAAUUCGACAUCUUUCAGUGUCUCGGUACCCUUUGGCAUCCAGGAAAACUCCACCUGCAAGGUGAAGGUGGUUAGCGAGGAAAGUCCUCUAGGAGCUGAAGCGACAGAGGCCUCUUAUGAAGGGGAAGAUGAGCGUGAUGACAUCUUGUCAAUGAAGCGGGAUUUCUCUGAUUUUAAUCUCCAAGCUCAAGUAGCUAACGGAGAGGAUACGGACCAAUCGAUGAACAAAGAGAUGAAUUCUUACCAUUCAAUGGAUAAUGAAACGAGUAAUCAGUCUGAGAGAAAAUCAUAUAAGGAUGCCAUAGUGGGAACCGAGGUGAUCGAAAGCGGACAUGUUAGUGAUCCAGGGAUCGUGAAGGCAGAAUUCUGGGCACCGCCAGAGCUUAAGCGCUCGUGCUCCAACCUUGAAACAAGCGACGUCCUGAGGAGGAUGGCUGAUCAAUUGCCAACAUUAAGGACUCAUUCUUUUGAUAACUUAAAGUAUUUAAGUAAGGGGACGGGGGUGGAAAUCAUUCCAGAAAUUCACGGCAGCCCGGUAUCAGUUAGAACCUCUUGCAGUGCGGACAGGGUAAUUCUGAAAAAACAUUCUUCUAGCCAAAUUCUGCCUUCGAGGAGUAGAAGGUUGUGGUGGAAGUUGUUCCUCUGGAGCCACCGGAACCUGCACAAACCAUUGGAUGUAAAACCAAAGCUGCUCCCCGUUGGCCAUGAUUCGAACCAGAAAGGUGGGUAUUACUCAGAUACGCUGGAGCUGAACUGUGCUAGCAAGGAAUUGAGCAAGUUGAAUUCCCCAGAAUCAUUCACUGAACAACCCAGAAAUAGUGGCAGCGUUGACAAAAAUUAUAGUAACAAUCAGAUCUGGGGUACCCGUUCAUGGCCUCAGAACCAAUGGGUAGCAUUCUGUACAGAAUCGUCCUCCUUGACCAGAGUUGACGAAUGGGUAAACAGUCUUGAUGCCCAGUCCUCUCUUCCGGUUACAGAUGAAGACACUGGUGAUGAGUCUAUUGUCUUUCCUCCUUCUCCUGAACAUAGUGUGUCCCCAGCAAGAAGCACGACAUAUAUGAGCAGACACCCUAAUGCUAAUGUCUCAGAGGAGGUUUUCUAUGCCAACAGUGUCAUCCAGUCUCUGAAUUCUUCCUCAACCGUGGCUCAUAUUGCUGGAAUGGGCCUGAAAGUCAUACCCACAAUCUCUGGAUUCUCUAGUCUUCGAUCUGUCAACUUAUCAGGCAACUUCAUAGUUCACAUUGCUCCAGGUUCGCUGCCCAAGGGACUCCACACCCUCAAUUUGUCAAGAAACAAGAUUGCAGCUAUUGAGGGCCUCAGGGAGCUGACGCGCUUAAGGGUACUCGAUCUCAGUUACAACAGGAUUUCCCGGAUUGGCCAUGGGUUGUCUAACUGUACACUCAUCAAAGAGCUCUAUCUGGCGGGAAACAAGAUUAGUGAUGUAGAGGGGCUACACAGACUUUUGAAGCUAACAGUUCUGGAUCUAAGCUUCAACAAGAUCACAACGGCCAAAGCACUUGGCCAACUAGUUGCUAAUUAUAAUUCCCUGCUAGCACUGAAUUUGCUGGGGAAUCCAAUUCAGAGCAAUAUUGGCGAUGACCAGCUGCGGAAGACAGUUUCUGGGCUCCUUCCACAGCUAACUUACCUGAACAAGCAGCCCAUCAAACCACAGAGGGCACGAGAGGUGGCCAUAGAUAGUGUUGCAAAAGCUGCUCUUGGGAACAAUGGUUGGUCACGCAGAAAGCCACUGAAGCGGGUAAGCCCAGGUGGAUCAUCUUCUUCCAAUGGACAUUUGAGCAGCAUUGGUGGUGGUAGUCAGAAGAGUCGGCAGAGGUCAAGGAGCAGAGUUCAGCAUCAUUCCCCCAUCAGACGGAGGUCUUAAAUUGUUUGGUUACCAAUUGGAUUGAAUAACUACUUUUGGGGAGCCAUUUUACCUCAUAAUUGGAUUGAAAAUUAUUUUUGUUUGUUAAUUUCAUAAGUUAAUAAAGAUUUGUUUAAUUUGUAUAUUUAUAUUUUUGUUAGUCAGUUUGGAUGAUUAUUUGUAAGCAACCUAAUGGAUUUGAUGAUAUUUUGAGUUCAAUUCUAUGUGAUAUUUCAAUCUGUUA
Nelumbo nucifera (sacred lotus) is the source of this 2937-nucleotide messenger RNA. RefSeq lists its product as uncharacterized. Lineage: Eukaryota; Viridiplantae; Streptophyta; Magnoliopsida; Proteales; Nelumbonaceae. Gene Ontology annotation, molecular function: protein binding. The record is from RefSeq and is a predicted model, not a curated record. Gene Ontology annotation, cellular component: cytoplasm.